AUGCACCGACCCAAGAAAUUUGAUCCGCCUUGGAUUGAUUUCUUUACAAACCCGUGUCCAUACUUCUUGAGCCAGACGAAACAGUUUCAAUGCUUUUCCAAGCUCCCAAAGGAACUGCAGCUCAUGAUCUGGAAGGAAGCAAUCGCAGACGGACGCAUUGUUCCCAUUAAUCUUCAUUUUGACGUUGAUAAAAUGGUGCCUCUUCUCAGAAGAUAUUCUGAUUGGGAGGGGCGUGCAAGAUUUCUAGCUAGUGGCGAAUUUCGACAGUUGUUGUCCCUGAGACCAGCUGAUCGUCCUCCCGCCGUGAUGUCUGCCUGUCGGGAUUCGAGAGCUAUGGCAAAGAAAGUCUUGAGCCCAGCAUUUGCAGCCCAGACUAAUAGCCGCAUGUUCUUCAAUUUUAGCAAAGACGUGCUUCACUUCCAGUGGGACUCAGCAGCUCGGCUUUUCUGUGAACGAAGUCCCAAUUUUGGGAUCUCGAGGACUCACCUCGAAUCCAUGCGAAGCCUGGCAUUGUCGUUCAACGCCAUCCCAAACAUCGUGCUCUUCAUACUUAUCUUCCGAGCCUUCACGAAGUUGAAGGAGGUCGUUAUUAUCUCGGACGUGCCGGAUACGGAGAAGCAGCCUUUCGAUCUUGCGGUGGAGAUGAACAAUGUCUGGGGUUCGUUGAUGAACAAGAAGGCAGCUAUAGCGGCUAUGAUCGAGGCCAAUGGAGGAAAGGGUCGAGAGUGGAAGAUGCCCAAGUAUCGAUUUGUGAGGACCGCUGAUCUCCCGGAUAUUCUCGAUUGGCAUAACGUGGUUGAAGUCGAGGACGAAGAUAAAACUGAAGCUGGAUCCGAAGAUGGGAGCGAAGCCGACGACGCUGAAGCUGAAGCCGAUACUGGAGCCGUAGCUGAUACUGCAGCUGGAGCCAACUCAGGAGUCAUAGCUGAUAUUGCAGCUGAAGCCAAUACUGAAGUCGUAGCUAAUACUGCAGUUGGAGCCAACACUGGGGAUGGAAUCAACACUCACGGCGGGACAGAUACUGGGGACGAAGUCGAAGUCGACUCGGAAGAUGAAAUUGAUUCUGAAAAUGAAGCCGACUCUGAAGAACAAUUCUAUUCUGGAGAAGACGAAGUCGAUUCUGAAGAUGAGGUCUACUAUUCUGCAGAAGAUUCUGAGGACGAAUUCGUCUUUGAAGAUGAAUUCUUCUCUGAAGAAGAUGAAGUCGAUUCUAGAGAUGAUGCUGAGGGUUUCGACGAGGAUCAAGAUGAUUAUCUCUUUGGCAACGCAUCUAUGUUUGACGAUGAUUUCAUCUUCAAUACCUCUUCACCUUACUAA
Molecule: messenger RNA, 1317 nt
Organism: Amorphotheca resinae ATCC 22711
Lineage: Eukaryota; Fungi; Ascomycota; Leotiomycetes; Helotiales; Amorphothecaceae
Exons: 2
Coding region: 1-1317 (438 amino acids)
Source: RefSeq, a predicted model, not a curated record